GGGCAUACAGUACCUGGUGGACUGUGGGCUGCUGGACUGGAGACCUGAACCUGUGGCUGAGUUUCUCUAUAAAGAAGAAGGACUCAACAAAACAGCCAUCGGAAACUUCUUAGGAGAGAGAGGAAAUGCAUCUGGCUGUGCUCAGGGCUUUUGUGACGCUGCACGAGUUCUCCGACUUGAAUCUAGUGCAAGCUUUGAGGCAGUUUCUGUGGAGUUUCCGUCUCCCUGGAGAAGCUCAGAAGAUCGACCGGAUGAUGGAGGCCUUCGCGACCCGGUACUGCCUCUGUAACCCAGGAGUCUUCCAGUCCACCGAUACGUGUUACAUCCUGUCCUUCUCCAUCAUCAUGCUCAACACCAGCCUCCACAACCCCAGCGUCCGAGACAAGCCCAGUCUGCAGUACUUCAUCUCCAUGAACAGAGGCAUCAACCACGGGGAGGAUCUGCCCAGCGCCCUGCUCUCGAAAUUGUACGCGAGCAUCCGCAGUGAGCCGUUCAAAAUCCCAGAGGAUGAUGGGAAUGACCUCACGUUGACCUUUUUUAACCCCGACAGAGAAGGCUGGCUGCUCAAGAUCGGAGGAAGAGUAAAAACGUGGAAGCGCCGAUGGUUUAUUCUGACAGACAGCUGCUUGUACUACUUCAAAUACACAACAGACAAAGACCCGAUUGGCAUCAUCCCAUUGGAAAACCUGUGCGUGCGAGAACUGAAGGACUCCAGCAAACCGUUCUGUCUGGAGUUGUUCAGCCUUAAAGCUCAGAAGGUGAAGGCGUGUAAGACGGAGCACAGGGGCCGUGUGGUGCAGGGCAAACACCAGUCCUACAAACUCAGUGCGUCGAGCGAAGAGGAGCGAGAGGCCUGGGUCACCGCCAUCAGGGCCAGCAUCACCAAGGACCCAUUUUACGAUAUGGUCUCUAUUCGAAAAAGGAAAGUCACCAGUCAUACGCCAUCUUGAGGAGAGCAGGGGAACUACCAUGUAUGGAGUGUAUAUCUGACUCUUGACAGUUCCUCACUUGCAUAUUUAAAUGACAAGCUAAAUGAGUUCAAACCUCCAGGAUGGAGGUAAUGACGGGGUGUUCACUGUCCCCUCCUGACGGGGUGUUCACUGUCCCCUCCUGAUGGGGUGUUCACUGUCCCCUCCUGCAGCUGUGUUCAACCUGACACUGGAAUAACAUCAUCUAUUUUUGUUUAUUCAAAUCACAAGAGCUAAUAUUGUCACGACGCUGAGCAGGUCUAACCCAGGAUUAAAGAUUGUAUAAACUAUAUCACUAAACCAGGGCUAAACCAGGUCUAAUCCACGGCUAAACCAGGUCUAAUCCACGGCUAAACCAGGUCUAAUCCACGGCUAAACCAGGUCUAAUC
Molecule: messenger RNA, 1357 nt
Organism: Periophthalmus magnuspinnatus
Lineage: Eukaryota; Metazoa; Chordata; Actinopteri; Gobiiformes; Gobiidae
Product: cytohesin-4-like
Exons: 9
Coding region: 126-950 (274 amino acids)
Biological process (GO): regulation of ARF protein signal transduction
Molecular function (GO): guanyl-nucleotide exchange factor activity
Source: RefSeq, a predicted model, not a curated record